Messenger RNA from Poecilia reticulata (guppy), 10804 nucleotides. Lineage: Eukaryota; Metazoa; Chordata; Actinopteri; Cyprinodontiformes; Poeciliidae. The record is from RefSeq and is a predicted model, not a curated record.
UUUUAUUUAACUUCGAAACCAGGCUCUGACAUUUAAACGCAGCUUGUUCUCCGUGUUCCUCAACCUGCUUGUUCCGGUUUUUACCGGUCUGUGAACGAACCGCAGGAGGCUAACGUUAGCCCCUGCUAGCAUGCAUAAAACUGAAAACAGCUGUUGUGAAUGAACCUCCAUCUGCAGAUUAAACAGAAUCAGCUCCGUUUUAGGUUUGAAUCGUGUUGUUAACCUGAGUUUAACAGUCCGGGGCUUUCAAUUGUUUUGAGAUAUGCAAAUCCGCUGAAGAUUUAACUGUCAAAUCGGUUGGUGGACUUUGGGAUAAAGGCAGCUCAGCUGAUUCGGUUAAAUUAAAAUGAUUAGUCAUACACUGGCCUAAAUAUUUUAACUCUGAAGCUUUUUAAUGUGUUGGUAAAAAUGUAAGCUUUGACCACUUGAUAGCGCUUUUAAGCACAGAUUGAGGGGUUGAAAAACCCCAAACAAUGUUUGCUUCAGGGAAUAAAUGCAAAAAUGCACACCACAAAGAUUAACACUUCUUUUUAAUUGUUCACUAUUUUGUCAACUUAUCGUAUAAAAUCCAAACAACAAUUGUUGCAAUGUGAUCUGGACAUUUAUCUUUAACAUGCUUUAUUGCUUUGAGCUGGUUUGGUGAAGCAUCAUUUCCCGUUUUUGAGGUUGGUUGGUUGCUGCGCUGAUGUAUUUCUGUUUAUACUGGGUUUAGCCACGUCUGCUGCAGAAUUUCUCUUUCUUUCUUUGGCUUUGUAUAAAAUUUACUUAACGAUCUGUUCAAUCUAAAUGGCAACUUUGUAACAAGUAAGACAUAUAAAUCUAUUUCCCUGAUAAAGUUUUAACACACCACACUUGUAACAAACUUUGCACUAAGGAUAUUUUUUGCAAAUAAAUAAUGAAAGUCCGUUUCUCGGCCAAACUUCUCUCUAUUGAAGGGUUUCUGAAGGCUAGCUGCAGCUAAAGGUGUCUUUAUUUAAAGCAACUUGAUGUUUUCUAUGAUUACACAUAGAUUAAUUCCCUUUUUACACGUUUUUCUUUCUGAAAUACGAAAACAGUCAUGGCUUGGCUCUUUUGAGUCAUAUGGUCACUGCAAGAGUUAGCAUGUCCGUUAGCAUAAUAACGUGCUGCAAGGCUCACUGCAGGGACGGAGAUAAAAGUGGUAACAUUUAAAUAAAGAAACAUGCCCAUUUGGAAACUACUGCUAAAUUUAAGCAAUAUUUUAGUUGACAUCCUGCACCACUGAGGAGGAUAUCUGUUUCUUUAAGCCUUUUUUUUCAGUUCUGCUGCUGUUUGGCCAACAACAACCUCAAGUUUCGUCUCACUUAAAGACUGCAUUGGGUUCUUUGUCCAUUAACAAUCCAUCAUAAAAACAUGAAUUUCAAACAAAAUGAAAAUGAUCCUCUUUGCUUUUUAAAGUGUUGUUACUGUUUGCAAUAUUUGGCUGCACUCAAAUUGACCUAAAAUGGAGGUUUAUUAUUUAGAAGUAGUCAAAGUAAUUAUAGUUUACUGACGUUUCACUACUUCUUCCAUUUUUGCGUAUUUUCCUGAAACCACUUGGUGUUGCAGCAGGAAGCUCCUGGCACAUUAACCCCCCUGAGGUUUUUGUAUGUGGAGUUUGCAUGUUUUUCUUCCAGCUUUCACCCAGAGUCCAGCAGACACGUAAGGUUACCUGGAUACUCUAAAUUGCUCUUAGAUGUGUGUCCGACUGUACCUUCGGUUCUGCAUUGUCCUGAUGGCCUGGCAUGUUGGUACCCCGCCUCUCAUCCAUUGACUACAGAAGUUGGCACCAACCCACCGCAGCUCUGCCAUGGACUAGAUGAAGCACAAAACCUUGUUAUUUCUGUUUAACAUUAUCCUGCUGCAGAUUUUCCCAUUCCUGGUUAUGAGAUUUGCUUAUGUUGUCUUAAACCUUUCUGUGUUUGUCAUUGCUUGAAUGGUUUGCAGCGGUGAUUUUGUUUUUAAUGUGAAGAAGCUGAAGUUUUCCCCAGGAAGGUGCUGUUUCUCGCUUCAGAGCAUCGGUGACCCUUUUCCAGUAAAAUGGCCGUCUCUUGAAUGUGUAAGGUACUAGUAAUGGUCGUGAAUAUCUCUUAAAGCAGAUUGUUCAUCGCCUUUCUCCAGACUCAAGUUGAACAUCGUACGGUGACACGCAGGGGUCCGAAACUUUCAGCAUCUCUGUUGCAUCACAGAAGAAGCUGAAUAAAAGACCUGAAUUUCUUAAUGUUGGGAAGAAUGUGAAGCUGCUGAGACCUCAACGUUCCCCAGGCGAUUGCUGAUACCUGUGGAAGAGCCUGCUCUGCUCCACGACCUGCUUUGUCUUCAGCUUCUGUUUUUGGACUGUUGUAAUCUCUUCUGCAGAAGUUCGGCUUCCACCAUUUCAUCCUUGGCGUUGAGUCAUAUGGCAGCAGUGACACAGAUUACCAAUGCGCUGUUGGUGUCUGUCACAACUGGUACCGUAAUUAAGAACCUGACGUCCGUACUGUCCUUCCAUGUGGUGAGGGUGUUCAGCACCUUCACUUCUGGAGAAUUGGUAAAGCCAUGUCAUUUCCACCGUACAAUCCCUAUUCAUCCAGGAAUCAAAAUCCCACCCAGCGUCCGACCGAUCGUCCGGUCUUUAGUGAACGAUCGGACAUGGACCACUGGAUGGCACGGCACCGUAUGGAACCUGAUUCGGACUUUAUCUCUUCUCCAUCAUUUUCUCGAGCUGGUAACAUUUCAGAAAAAACUAUCCCUCAAAUGUCAGAGCUGCCGAUGAUGUACAGGCCUGAACAGAGGAUGGCCAGGUCAGAAAGGGACCUGGAAAGAUCACUUGUUGGCAGAACCAGAGAAGAAUUGGUGCCGCCGCGUGUAAGCCAUGGUUCUCGCUUUUUCUCAACUCAAAGAGACGAGUUUCCUUCCACCAGUGUAUCGUCGUAUGGUGAUGCAGGCAGAGAUAGGGAGCCCCAGGAUGAAGAUGACAACAGCUCCUUGAGCUGGUUGCAGAUCUUGAAAAAGCCCACAGAGGAUACUCCUGUGAAAUUUCAUUCCCCAGCUUCAUCCGACUAUCCCAGCAGCAGUGAUGUUAGGUUUUUUGCAUCCAGCGAGAGACGGCAGAGUAACCAAUCUGUGUCCGGUUCCAGACGUUAUGAAGACCCGACUCCAAGCGAACCAGUGCGUCCUGACGAGCCUUCUCAGUCGCAGUAUACUCCAGAGCUUGCCGCCGUCCUUCUUGAGCAAUUUGGACUUGAAAAAGAGGACUUGGAAUAUCUCCUGAUGUUCCCUGAAGAUCAGAUAAACUCUGAUAAUCUAGCUCUGAUCUUGAAGCAGAUUCGCCUCAUGAAGGAAAAGAGAGCUUCGACAUCGCCCGACUCUGACCCUGAACCCUCCACAAGCUUCUGUGAACUGGAGACGCAUAGCAGCCCUGAAGUGCCAGAGAUGUACGAGGACGAUAUCUCUAGGAUUUUUAAACCUGCCAAAGUGAUUGACUAUGGACAUACUGGGAGCUACACUGUGGUUGAUGAAAUUAAAAACACCAGUAAAGUCACCAGUGGUGGGACUAAAAGCGUGCCUGAUGCUUAUAGCAGCACCAGUUACAAAAAACCGUUUAAACAAAGUAUGUCAGAGGUUCCUUUACCUGGCCGGACAGUUUCUCCUACCAGCUUCGCCUCAGUGAGGAGUUCUGUGACUCCCCAAAGCAGCAACCUACCCAAGUUGCCACAAACUCAAUCAAACCAGGCUUCUCAAAAGGUCCACAUCCCUUUCAUUUCCCCAGAAGACGACAAAGAUUCACCUAAAAAGCCAGUGGCCCACCAAACCCAGGCUCCAGAGAAAUUCACCCCCACCUUUGUUCCUCCAAAGGCAGAAGCAGAUCCACCCAAGCCGCUUCAGAGCCAACCAGCCCAGGCACCUGGGAUGUCAUUCACUCCCCUUGUUUUGCUAAAGAAAAAUGCAGAAACAAGGAAAAGACCUAAGUUUUCCAGUGCCAAUCUCCUGAAAGACUGUUCUCCGCAAGGGGAGGCGCAAGAUUCAAAGUCUAGUACUUCUUUAAGUGAAGGCGGCAAAGUUGGUUGUAAGCAAGAUGAUCGUACUGAUAAUUCUCGCAAAACUCAAGAGCAACAGCCAGAGGUCUUCAAAGAGCAGAGGAAGGAGAAGCUGGCAAACGUUCAGCAAAGCAAAGCUGCAACGGACACAACGAAGCCACAGACGAAGGAGCAAACUAAACCGCCUGAGGAGUCGCGUCCGUUUGUCUCCAGGUCUCUCACCACUCCUCCAAACACAGAAGCAAAGAAGCAUUACAGUUCGUCAACGUCCGUGUACAGCAGCUCCACUCCGAAGGUGGCGAUCUUCAGGGGUCUGCCGUCGAGGUCGAUGAUCAGCGACUAUGCGUGUGCCGCACCGCCAGCCUUUCCACAUCGGUGCACUCUGUGUGACAGAAAAUUUGAGACCAUGAAGCAUUGGCUUUUCCACCACGAUUCCACCGUUCACCAUGAGAACCGCAAGCUCCUUCGGAAACGAUAUCCAGACUGGGAUGGUGGGAUACAAGACAGGAGAGUUUCAGAUAAAAGACCCACAACCCAGCAGAGGAGUCGUUCUCGUUCCCACAGUUCCCACCGCCGCUCGCGUUCUGGCUCACGCAGCCCACAGCGCAGCCGCAAGAAGGGAAGAAAGGACAGCAGCAGCUCCCGUUCCCGCUCACGAAGCCCUCAACGUUGCCAUGACUACAAGAGUAAGAAGAAACACUGGAGUGACAGGUCCCGGUCUCGUUCCUCAAGUCCUCGGUACAAGUCCCGCUCAACCCACCACUACCAUUCACGAUCGAGGAGCCGCGAGAGAGAGCAGAGAAAGAGAAGAGAGAGGCGAUCGUCGUCGGAGAGGUCGACACCUGAACGGAGGAGGUCGACCAGCGCAGAGAGACUGGCGAAGAGACUGCUGGAAGCUUCAGGCGUCCAGUCGCUGUCAAAGCAAUCGGACUUGGAGGCGGUGGUGAAAUCUAUGACCCCGGCCUUGUUGGCUGAACUCAAAAAGCGGAAGACGACAUCGUCGUCGUUUUCUGUUAGAAGGCCUGGACCCAGGGAAACUGAGGACGAUCCGAACACGGUGAAGCUCAGAGGGAUCUUCAGCAAUCACUCGUACAACGACGUGUGGAACGCCAUGGAGUCGUUUGGGAAGGUCGAGUCAAUUGUGCUGUACAGAUCCAGACACGAGGCUACCGUCAUUUUCCAGGAGGAAGAGGAUGCAGAGGUUCUUCGCAGCAUGGAGAGCUUCGACUUUAAAGGAGGCAUCAUCACCGUCGUCACUGACGACUGUGUUUUCAUACCUCCUGGCUCCACUUCUGCAAAACAACAGAAGAAAUGUUGGCCUGCAGACGAAGCGGCUAAAGCAGAAACGUCUUCAGCCGCAAAGAGACGUAAAACGGAGGGAGACGGAUCAGGAGGUAAAACCAGAAAACCUGCAGCGGCUCCUGAAGAGGCCGAUGCCCUAAAACCUGGAUCCGAUCAGGACGACGUUCCUGCACAAGCAGAACGUCAGGAGGCAGAAGAAGACUCUGGGGUGAAGCUGGAGUCGGAACCGGCUGAGGUGGAUCCAGGUGACGAUUAUCAGCUGGACCCGGAAACGUCCCUGACGGUGGGAGAUCGGCUGAAGUCGCUGCUGCCGACAGAAACUUUCAAGUGUUUUACAGACGAAGAACUAAAAUCGAUGACGGAAUUUCCUGAGGCGUUUCUGAUCAGCAACCUGCCAGAUGUCGAAGCCUGCAGCUACACGGAGGAGGAGCUGACCGAGCAGCUCGCUCCGUUUGGGUUCAAACACAAAGUCGACACCAUUUACUGCCUUCCCCAGUCCGGCCUGGCUUUGGGCAUCAUGCCGAGCGGCGAAGAUCUUCGUAACCUCGUGACGGAGACGCCGUGGGGCGGCGUUGCCUUUAGGGGGCAGCAGAUCUGCAUCAGGCCUGUUCGGAGCAGCUUCCCAACGACGCCUUUCCACUUUUAUUCGGCUCUGAUGAAACGUCUUCACUGUAACGUCACAGACGAUGGGUCCAGAACCGUCUUCUUCCACCACGUCUCUCACGGCGAAACCCAGGAGCUCAGAGAGUUUCUCAUCAACGAGUUCGUGGUGAAGAACUUCCUGCCGCUUCUCAACAAGGUGUUUGUGGAGUUUGGGUCGGUCAGCGACGCCGACCUGCUGGGCCUCUGGUACAGCAGACAGGAAGUCGGUCGCUCCCACCAGCUGCUCAGGAUGAAGGCGCCGGACGCCUUCGGCGAUUCACGAGUGAAAUAUAACCUCCCACCAAACACCAAGCCGCCAUUUUGGAUCACCAUGAAAACCGACCCGUUUAUUUACCCAACGUCGUCUCCGUGCUACGACGUCCCGAAUUAUAUCAAACUGAAAAAAGUUUCCUGCUUUACGGAAGUGGAGGGUUGGAGCGCGGCGUCCUGCGCCGUCAUGCUGACCAACCUGCCCAGCGGCGGCUACACGCAGGAGGACGUGGCCCGCCUGGCCUGGCCGUACUUCCCAGAGAAGACGCUCAGGACGCUCUGCUCCAACGUGGUCGUCCUGCCUCUGCAGAGGAGGGCCUUUGUUUAUUUCAGCGACUGGUCGACAUGCGACCGUUUUAUCAAAGAUCAUGUGAAUAAAGUCUUGAGCAUCAACGACUGCAAACUCGGAGCGUUUCUCGCCCUGAACAUGGAGCAUCACGGCGCCAGCGAGGAGAUGUUGUACAAAAACGUGAUGAAAUGGAGUAACAGGCCGGUUCCCGACUCGGACCCUCUGGAGGAGCGGCUGCUGUCUGUGGAAACCUUCGACGCAUCUCCAGAUGUCGUCUCUGUGGUCAUGAAGGUGGUGGCGUCCAUCACGCCCUUCGUCAACUUCCUGCAUCUCGCCAACAGGAUCUACGUUGAGAUGUCCGACUCUGCUGCCGUCGCUCGAGUGGUGGAGAAAGUUUUCUUCCUGGACGACUUGACUGAAGAUGAAAACUGGACGAAAGUUGGACGCAUCGAACCGUUGGUGACUCUCCAACAGCGACUGCAGCUGACUGGAAACCUUCCCAUUGACCUCGAGACACAUUUGCAUUCUGUUAAGGCUCAACGACAAGUGAGGCCGAAACCCAAACCUCCAAAAGAAGAAGGAGCUGCUGGUUCCAAGUCCAAGAAGACGGAACCGAGUGAAGAAACUCCAAAGGAUGGCGAGAAACCAGAAACUGCCGCUCAAGAGAUUCCUCCAGAGGAAGAUAAACCCACGGAGGGUGCAGUGGCAAAAACAGACCAGCAGGUGUCAGUGAAAACCGAUGAGUCAAAAAUUGUAACUUCAGAGGUUCUGGUAGAAGAAGCAUCAAGUAGAGAUCAGUGUGAAGGUUCUGGCCCAAUUCACGACGAGAAAGACUCUUCCAACGUGUUUCCUGAAGCAGAACUCUCAGAGGAAGUGAAUUUAACUGAUGAUCAACCCGUAACUGAAUCUGAAGGUCCAAAACUAGACGAUGAACUGAAAGAAAAAACAGACAAUAUUUCAACUCCGCCAGAGGAAAAGCCCAGAAGGAGCACAAGGAGCAAAGCAUCUAAAGCUGAGGAGGAAAACCCUCAGAAGACAACGGCUAGGAGAUGCACGACGAGAGCAAAGAGCAGCAAAACAGGACAAGAAGAUGCACAAGAGACAGAGGAAGCUACUAAUGUGACACCGGACGCUGCUGAGGAAGAUCAACCAGCGGUUCAACAGAAACCGAAGAGAGGAAGACCAAAGAAAAACGUGAGAGCAACUAAAAAACAAAUGGCCGUCUUGAAGGACGGGAGUCUCGACCAAACUGUCAAAGAAGAAGAACUUGACGAAGCAAACGCAACGGCUUUGAAAGAAGACGUGGAGAUGAGCGAAGAAGAAAGAAGUGAAGCAAAAGAUGAAAUCAGCAAAAAGGAAACUGAUGACAUGACACCGUCUGGAGAACUGCUGGUCUCAGAGGAACAGAGUCCGACUCAGUUAGCUGGUGAAGAUGCUGAAGGGUCCAAACAGGAAGUACUGGAGGAACCGAGUCCAACUGAGGCUGUUCAAAAUGUAAAAGCAGAGGAAGAUCAACCAGUGGUACAAAGGAAAGCAAGGAGAGGAAGAUCGAAGAAAAACACGAGAGCAGCUAAAAAACUAAUGGCCGACUUGAAGAAGCAGAAUCUCAAUGAAGAAGAAGAACUUGACGACGGGACAACCUCAGCCAGAAAUGAGGAAGCUGCAGCUUCUAUAUAUGAAAUUCAAGAGAUGAUGAUGAUGAGCGAAGAAGAAAGAAGUGAAGCAAAAGUUGAAAUCAUUAAAAAGGAAAGAAACGACACGAUACCGUCUGGAGAACCGGUGGUCUCAGAGGAACAGAGUCCGACUCAGUUAGCUGGAGGCAUUAGCGAUGCUGAAGUAACGGCAUCUGGCGUAAAAGGGUCCAGACAGGAAGAACUGGAGGAACCGAGUCCAACUGAGGCUGCUAAUAAUGUGAAAGAUGCUGAAGAGGCUGAGGAAGAUCAACCAGCGGUGCAACGGAAAGCAAGGAGAGGAAGACCAAAGAAAAACACCAGAGCAACGAAAAAACAAAUGGCCGCCUUGAAGAAGCAGAGUCUCUCCAGUCCAGUAGCUGAUGAAGAAGGUCCUGCAGAAGAACCUACUGAUGAUACAAACUCAACCGCUAGUAAGGAAGAUGGAGAGAAAACGGUGGAGAUGGCAAGAAAUGAGGAACAAAAGGAUCAUCAGCUUCUAGUUGUAGCUUCUGUUGAUGAUCAAGUUCAGGAGAUGAUGAGCGAAGAACAAAGAAGUGAAGCAAAGGAUGAAGUUAAAGCUGAAAGAGAAGAUGCAAUAACAACUGGUUCCACAGAGGAGCAGAGUCUGUUAGCUGGUGUUAGCAAUGCUGAAGUAGCGUUAGCUGGAUCUAAUGGGUCCAAACAGGAAGUCUUGGAAGAACAGAGUCUGACUCGGGCUGCUAAUGACGUGACGGAUGCUAACAUAGCUUUAGUUUCUACAGAAGAUUUCAAACAGGAAAUCCUCGAGCAACCAAGUCUGACUUUAGCUGGUGUUGGUGAUGCUAAAGUAGCAUCAUCUGGUGGAGAGGAGAUCAAACAGGAAGUUGUGGAGCAGCAGAAUCUGAGUCUAUUAGCUGGUGAUGUUAGCGAUGCUAAAGUAGAAAAAUCCAGUGCAGGAGGGUCCAAACAGGAAGUCUUGGAGGAAAGGAGUCUGAUUGAGGUUGCUAAUGAUGUGAAAGAUGCUAAAGUAGCGUUAUCUGGUGCAGAAGGGUCCAAACAGGAAGUCGUAGAGGAACGGAAUCUCACUCAGUUAGCUGGUGGUGUUGGCGUUGCUGCACUUGACUUUCCUGAUGCAGAAGAAACAAAACAAGAAGUUUUGAAGGAACAGAGUCUGUCUCAAUUGCCUGAUGAAGUAACAGAAGUUUGUGUGGAUUCAUCUGUUGCUGAAAGGUCAGAAGGACAAAUCUUAAGAGGAGAAAGUCUGACUCAGUUAGCCGAAGAUGUAAACGUCACUAAUGAAGAUUUACCUGAUGAGGAAAGAUCCAAAAUAAAGAUUUUAGAGGAGUUUUUGUCUCAAUUUGCUGAUGAUGAUGUUGAGAAUUUACCUGCUGCAGAAGAAAAGAGUCUGACUGAGGCAGCUGAUCAUAUGAAAGAUGCUAAAGUAGCAUUAGCUAGUAUGGAAGAGUCCAAACAGGAAGUUUUGGAGGAGAAGAAUUUGACUUUGUUAGCUGAUGCUAAAGUAGCAUUAGCUGGUGCAGAAGAGUCCAAACAGGAAGUCGUAGAAGAACAGAGUUUGACUUUAGCUGGUGUAAGUGAUGCUAAAGUAGCAUUAGCUGGUGCAGAAGAGUCCAAACAGGAAGUCUUAGCUGGUGAUUUAACAAAUGCUGAUCCUGAAGGAACAAAACGGGACGUUUCAGAGGAACAGAGUCUGGAUCAGCUCACCUGUAAUUCAGAGGAUUUACCUCCAGAAGAAUCUGUAGCAGGACCAAAAGAAAUGACACCAGAACCUGAGACUAAAACCAAUCCUGACCCACGGGAGGACAAGAUGGAGGACAAAGAUGGCUCCCUCAUGUCUGAGGUCUUGUUGGAUGGAAAUGAAGCUGAGACUAAACCAGAUGAAACCCCAAAAUCUGCCAAGCGGAAACAUGAAGGCAGCAGCACAGAUGAGACUGUGAACAUUGUAACAGCAGAAGAAGAAAUAAAGGAAGUAAAAGCUCCCAGAACCAGAGGCCGACCCAGAAAGAAAGCAAAGACGACUCCUGUGAGAAAAUCCACCAGAGGUCAAAAGGUCAGCGCUGAACCAGAAUUAGAAGAAGAGAAGGAGUCGCUUUCUGCUGCUUCAGGCGACGUUCAGCCUGAGAUCCAAAAGGAUCCGGAGGAAACGGACGGCGGUUCUGGUUCUGGUGACCAGAAGCCACACAUUGAAUGUUUGGAGGAGGAGAAGAAAGAAUCCAGCUCGGCUCAAACAAAAGUUGUUGGCAGACAGCGGAGCGAGCCGGUCGGACCUGGAGCCAAGAGAUCUCGAUCUCAGUCUCCACCUGUGGCUGCCAACGUCAGUCUGCCGCCAUUCGACCCGGAGCGCCCCCUAGGUCAGGAGUUUACGGUCCAGAAACUGGCGUAUUUCUGUAACCUUUGCUCAGUUUUCUACCUCAGUGAAGACGCUGAUAAAGACCUGCACUGCUGCAGCAGAACCCACUACGACAACCUGCAGAGACAUUACCAGGAGCUCCAGCAGAAACCUUCAGGAAACUCCCAGGGUUGGAUUUCUGACUGAAAAUAAACGAUGGAGAAAAAAGUUUCAGUGAUGUGCAGAACAGAUCUGUUUGGUUUAAUAAAGGAAAUAUUUUAAUUGC